CAGCGCGGCCGGGACUCUCUGUCGUCGCGCGGAGCUGAAUGGAGGCAGCUUCUUCCUGGUGGAUAAACAGUGACAGCUACAGGGCAGCCACCUCGGCUCUGCCGCCGCUGCCCUGGCCCACAACGCCGAAAUGGCUCCAGACACUGCUCACAUCGCGCAGUUGACUUCUGAACUGUACUUCCUAAUAGCCCGCUUUCUCGAAGCUGGACCGUGUAAAAUCGCGGCCGAGACCCUGAUAAAGGAGGUGGAGGAGAAGGAGCUGCUCCCCCAAAGGCUGGACUGGACCGGGCAGGAGCACCCCGGGACGUACAAAAAUUUGGUGAAGUUAUACCGGCACAUUGGUGCAGACCACCUUCUCCAGAUCUGCUCCAGAGUUUGCCCGCUGCUGGAAAAGGAAGUUCCUGCCAGCGUGCUCGGACUCAGUAGCCUACUUGGGGCUGGCAGGCAGAAUCUCCUCCGGACCGACAAAAGUUGCAAACAUGUUGUGUGGAAAGGCUCAGCACUGGCAGCGCUACACUGUGGACGGCCCCCAGAGCCACCAAUUAUCUAUGGGAGCCCACCAAAUAUUGUGGAGACGAGCUACGGCCGUCGAUUGAAUGGUUCCUAUCGUCUCCGACAGCUGGUGCCUACCGCGGUGUACCAGCAUAUGAAGAUGCACAAGAGGAUUUUGGGACACCUGUCGUCUGUCUACUGUGUCACCUUCGACAGGACAGGACGACGCAUCUUUACCGGCUCUGACGACUGCCUGGUGAAGAUCUGGGGAACAGAUGACGGGCGUUUGCUGGCCACGCUGCGCGGCCACGCUGCUGAGAUUUCUGACAUGGCCGUCAGCUAUGAAAACACCAUGAUUGCUGCUGGUUCGUGCGAUAAGACCAUCAGAGUGUGGUGCUUACAGACUUGCGCCCCUUUGGCUGUGCUGGAGGGACAUGCGGCCUCCAUCACCUCACUACAGUUUUCUCCUCUUUGUAGCGGCUCCAAGCGCUACCUGUCGUCCACUGGAGCUGAUGGGACCAUCUGCUUCUGGCAGUGGGAUGCAAGGACGCUGAAGUUUGGUCACAGACCCAGUAAGUUCACAGAGCGCUCCAGACCGGGUGUCCAGAUGAUCUGCUCAUCCUUCAGUGCAGGUGGUAUGUUCCUGGCCACAGGAAGCACCGAUCACAUCAUCAGGGUUUAUUACUUCGGUUCAGGCCAGCCAGAGAAGAUCUCCGAACUGGAGUCUCACACAGACAAAGUGGACAGCAUCCAGUUUUCACACUGCAGCGACAGGUUUGUGAGUGGCAGCAGGGAUGGUACUGCACGAAUCUGGCAGCUGCAGCCUCAGGGCUGGAGGAGCAUUCUGCUGGACAUGCAGACCAAAUUACCCGGGAAGUACAACCCUCCUCCUCUGGAAGACAAGGUGACCAAGCUAAAAGUUACCAUGGUAGCAUGGGACCGCCAUGACAGCACAGUGAUUACAGCAGCCAAUAAUCUCACCCUGAAAGUGUGGAACUCCAUCACCGGAAACUUGGUCCAUGUCCUGAUGGGUCAUGAGGACGAAGUAUUUGUUCUGGAGCCACAUCCUUUUGAUCCACGGAUCCUUUUCUCAGCCGGACAUGAUGGGAACUGCAUUGUGUGGGACCUGGCCAGAGGAGUCAAGAUCCGUUCCUAUUUCAACAUGAUCGAGGGUCAGGGCCACGGAGCUUUGUUUGACUGCAAAUGCAGUCCAGACGGGCAGCAUUUUGCAGCAACUGACUCCCAUGGACACUUGCUCAUCUUUGGUUUUGGCUCCAGCAGCAAGUAUGACAAGAUAGCAGAUCAGAUGUUCUUUCAUACUGACUACCGGCCGUUGAUACGGGACGCCAACAAUUACGUGUUGGAUGAGCAGACUCAGCAGGCACCACAUCUAAUGCCCCCUCCCUUUUUGGUGGACGUGGAUGGGAACCCUCACCCCCCGAGAUACCAGCGGCUGGUUCCUGGCAGAGAAGACUGCAGAGAGGAGCAGCUAAUCCCACAGAUGGGAGUCACUUCCUCAGGGCUGAACCAGGUGGUCAGUGAGCAGGCGGUAGAUGGCCCAAGUCCUCUGGACACUAUGAUCCAGAGGCUGCAGCAGGAACAAGACCAAAGAUUGGGAGCCAAUGAUGUUGCUGCUACUGUUCCAAACACCAGGUCCAACAGAGGAUCAGUGGGUUCACCCACAGAGGUCCACUCACCACCCAACGUGGGUCUUCGACGUAGCGGGCAGAUCGAGGGUGUCCGCCAAAUGCACAGCAAUGCUCCCCGCAGCCAGAUGGCUACGGAGGGAGAUCUGGUGGCUUGGAGCCGCAGAGUGUUGGUCCCAGAGCUGGAGGAUGCCUCAGUCAGGAGACAGGUGAACUGGCGUGAGGCUAAAGGGGAGGAGGAGAUCAAUAUUUAUCAGUCAGAAAGGAGGAGACGCACCAUCCACUCCCUCCCCAAAGAGAGCAGAGCUCAUCCUACAUCAGAGUGUGUUGUUGACGAGGGAAGGCGUAGCCAGGGUAACCACGGUUACCACACUCGUGCUGCCAUGGAGGAGACGAGUCGUCAGAGUGCUGAGGUCGCCGAUGACGACGAGAGCACGUCUGAGGGAGAGGUGGAAGUAAGGCAAAUUAAUGGACACUCCUCAGAGGAGGAGGAGAAGGAGGAGGAGGAAAAAGAACCCUGGCCAGAUGACCACAGUAGUUCAAGCGAGUACUCCAGCGAUUAUUCUGAUUGGACAGCAGAUGCUGGAAUCAACCUGGAGCCUCCCAAAAAGAGCGUGAAAGUGAAAAAGAAAAGCAGCGGCUCUGAGGAGGAUGGAGAGAAGAAGAGGGAGGGGAAGAAAGAAAGAAAGAAAGAAAAAGCAGACAAAGAUGGUGCAUUACCAAAGAAAAAGCAGCCAAAGGAGAAGAGGAAGAGGACCGAAUUUCAGGAGCAAGGGCUAACUCUGGAAGAGUGGCUUCCCUCGGCCUGGAUCACAGACACAGUUCCUCGGCGAUGUCCCUACAUACCCCAGAUGGGAGACGAGGUAUAUUACUUCAGGCAGGGCCACGAAGCCUACGUGGAGAUGGCCAAACAAAAGAAGAUUUACAGCAUCAAUCCGAAGAAGCAGCCCUGGCACAAGAUGGAGCUACGGGAGCAGGAGUUGAUGAAGAUCGUUGGAAUUAAGUACGAGGUGGGCUUGCCCACACUGUGCUGUCUGAAGCUUUCCUUCUUGGAUCCUGACACUGGAAAACUGACAGGAGGAUCCUUCUCAAUGAAGUACCAUGAUAUGCCUGAUGUUAUCGACUUCCUGGUUUUGCGGCAGCAGUUUGACAAUGCCAGAAAGAGGCAGUGGAGUAUCGGUGACAGGUUUCGGUCGGUGAUCGAUGAUGCCUGGUGGUUUGGGACCAUUGAGAGCCAGGAACCCUACCAGCUCCAGUAUCCUGACAGCUUGUUUCAAUGCUACAAUGUCUGCUGGGAUAACGGAGACACGGAGAAGAUGAGUCCUUGGGAUAUGGAGCCCAUCCCUGACGAUGCAAUGUUCCCGGAUGAGUUGGGCUUGAGUGUACCGCUGACAGAGGAGGAGCAGAAGGAGCUGCUGUAUGUGCCUCUGGAUGGCGAAUGGGGUUGCCGCACCCGCGCAGAGGAGUGCGAACGCAUCAUCAGCGCUAUCGACCAGCUUUGCACACUCGAUGUGGCAGCGCCGUUUGCAUUUCCCGUGGACCUCCAAGCAUACCCCACGUACUGCACAGCGGUAGCCUAUGUCACCGACCUCAGCACCAUACGCCAGAGGCUCGUCAACCGAUUCUACAGGCGACUGUCGUCUCUGAUGUGGGAGGUUCGUUACAUUGAACACAACGCACAAACCUUCAACGAGCCGGGGGCAUUCAUCGUCACCACUGCCAAGUUUGUCUCUGACCUCAUGCUGCAGUUCAUUAAGGAUCAAAGUCUGACAGACCUCAUGCCCCUUUACAAAACUAUGAAGAAAGCCACUUUCUCUGACACUGAAGAUGAGGAUGAAGAUGAAGAUGAGGAAGACACCAGUACCCCAGGAACAUCUACACAAAACCACAAGGGUCGUCGACCUGCACAGCGCCAACUGAGGACUCGACCUCAUUCGUACGACCCUCAUGCAUGGAAAGCUCGCUGUAAGGAGCUGCUGGACCUGAUCUUUCAGUGUGAAGACUCUGAGCCUUUCAGAGAACCUGUGGACCUCCACGAGUACCCGGAUUAUCUCCAAAUAGUCGACUCACCCAUGGACUUUGGUACCGUUCUCAACACAUUAACAAAAGGAAAGUACCAGUCUCCCAUUGAUCUCUGCAAGGAUGUCCGGCUCAUUUUCAGUAACUCCAAAGCUUACACGCCCAGUAAGAAGUCACGGAUCUACAGUAUGAGUCUGCGGCUGUCUGCACUGUUUGAGGAGCACAUCGGCUCCAUCCUGGCUGACUACAAGGCCAUCCACGGCCUGACAGAAAAACUGACCAGGCAGGGCACAGACAGACAGACACGACACACAACAGACAGACAGACACGGCACGCCAUGAAGAGGCGGAGGAGGAGGAGUGAAUCUCCCACCAGCAGCACUGCAUCUAGUCCAGACAGGAAGAGACGUGUAUCAUCCAGAGGGACGGGGAAAAGGGAGCCAUCACCGCCACCUCCUCCUCGCCACGCCUCCCUGAGACAGACCAUCCCCCUCAAACACCCCGCUCACCUGGUCAACGGGAAGGCAGAAACUGCAGCUGCAGGGCGUACACGUAGCGCCGCGCGCCACUCUGCGCACUUUCCACCCUCCUCCUCCUCAUCUUCGUCUCAUAACUCCACAGCCAACACGCAGAACACCACAGAGAUAACGCGCUCGCUGCGAGCACACAACUCUGCGCCAGCUUCGACUCCCGCAGCCGUUGAUAGUUCGCUUUCUUCGGAGGGUAACAGUGGAGGAAGCGCCAGGCGGAAACACAGGACUCCAGUUCGGCACACAGCCGCUUCUCCCGUCAGCCCUUCUCUUCAGAGCACAGCACACCUGAAUGGCCACAGUAGUCAUGUGACCCUCAGUAUAGGGAGGAGGGGCCGGAAAUCCAAGGUGGACCAACUGGUGAGCCCUCCGGGGGUCACAACCCCACCGAGCCCCUCCCGACCCAGAGGCCGCCCUCCUGGUAAGAAGAGAGGCAGAAAAAGUAAGCAGGAGCUGGAGGAGCAGAGGAGCAGCAACAACAGGAGCUCCACUCCUGAGGAGGAGCUCGACCAAUCCACAGGCGACGAAGGCGGGACAUCCUCAGCGCAGGAAACAUCCAUGCUGUCAGACUCUGGCGUGGCGUCUACGCCGAGACGGCGCGGUCGGCCCCGAGCUGUAAGAACUGAAGAGAGUGCUCCUCCAACGGAGUCACCUGAGCCUUCUCCACUGAGGAGGAGCAGCAGGCGAGCCAACGAGGAGGUCACGCCUCCUACACAGUCGGUUCCUCAGCGCUCCGUUCGGAGGGACUCUCCAAAAGAAGACGUAGGGGACGGGGCAGGAGGGUUGAUGCGCACACGUAACCAAGGACGACGGUCCGCCUGGUACAUGGAAGAGGACUCUGAGGAGGAGCAGAGGCAGCUGCUGUUUGAGGACUCAUCAAUCACCUUUGGCACCUCCUCAAAGGGACGUGUCCGCAAACUGACCGAGAAAGCCAAAGCCAAUCUUAUCGGCUGGUAACAGACACGGAGGACGAGAGGAGCAGAGACGCCUCCUGUCACGCUGCCUCGACAGAUAUGAGAAGUUUUUAUCCACUUAGGAGGAGGGCGGGGCUUCUUCCAGACGCCACCUGUGUCUUACUCCAGUAAGCACGUCACUGAUGGCUGUCUGACAACACAGCAUGUCCAUGGCCACCUCCUACUUUAUUGGUCCAUGUUGGAUCCCAUGGACGCUUAGAGACUCCAGUCUUGGUGGUGUUUUUAUUUUCGUCUUCUGUCUCACCUUAAAGAGUUCUGGUGUCAGUCGGAAACACUUUUAGUACUUGAAAAAAUGAGGAGAGCUGGAUGUUGCUUUGUAUUUUGGAGGAGCGUCUGGAUGUGUAGGUCAAAUAUGUCCAUCGAACUUAAGUUGUGUGGACAUCUUCCCCCCGGUUGAGUUCUGUGACCGACUGUAGCUCGACUACAGACAGCCGACGUCUUUCCGCUUUCUUCAUCGUUCCCACAAAAAAACAAAAACAAACACUGCUUUUUCUAGGAUUUCUACUUGGUGAUGAGGUUUUGGACGUCUUACAAGUUGGGGCGCCUGAGUGUGUCUGUCUGUGCUAAAAUACCAAAUGUCGUACCUUCACCGGUACUGUAGACGUGUAGGUUUUACUCAAUAUGUGUGGAUGUGUGUGCUUGUUUUUGCAUGCCAGUUAGGAAGUUUAGAGGCCAGUUUCAACCAACGGGAGGAAAAAAUAUGUCAGUUAUGGGACGAUAGAGUAAAUAAAAAUACCACAGAAAGCUGAGUUUAAAAUUUCAACAUAUUAUGUCAUAAUUAUAAAUUACAAAGCCAUUAUUUUGACUUAGUCACCCAUAAUUGUGAGUGGAAAUUUUCAAUUUUUGAAUGAUUGUAAUGGACGUACCAAAUUCAAAAUGUCAAUUAUCCUAUAAUUGAAAUUAUCUCAUAAUUGACGUAGAAAGUGGAAUGAAAUAGAAGGUGAAUAAUUCCUGCUUUGGUAAUGAUAAUAAUAAUUAGGGCUUUAAAAAGUUGGUUUUCAACUGUUCCCUUCUGUGUAUUUAUAACUUGGAUGGUCUUAUAUUUUGAUAUUUUAAUCUUGUAAUUGACUUACAAACUCAAAUGUUAAAUUGAGAAUCAUAACUUCAGGUCAAAAUGUUAAAUCCUCUUAUAAAUGACAGUCAAAAUUUCAAGUUAUCCGAAUGACUUAAUUAAUAUAUGACAUAUUUAUUUUAGAAAGUAAACGUUAACUUAUUUCACCAUUGCAAAUUACAAAUGUCAAACCUUUGCCUUUCUCCCCUUCAUAAUUACGACUUUUUAAUCGAACGUUCCAUUUAGAAAUCCAAAUGUCCAACUUGCAGUUAUGAAUUAAAUAAUUGUGUGACUGAUGUAGAUUGUUGAAAUAGUGUCUUUUAAUAUCUUACACUAUUCAUUUAGAAAAGGUCAUGGCUUUUGCUUUUUAUUUUUUAAUUGAUUUAGAAACAUAAACAUUCAUUAUUUAUUACUAAUUUAUUACUUAUUAUAAUUGACAUUUGAAAUGUUUAACUUGACUUUUUAAUCUCAUGAUUUGUUUAGCAUUCAAAAUCUGACUUUCACCUUUUUAAUCUCAUAACUGAGUUGGAGAUAAUAAAUUAAUAUUUAUUAUUCUCAUAAAUUAUUUAUUAUUUGAAGAGUUAAAAUUUGACUUAUCUCGUAAUUGACUCAGUUGAAUUUUUAAUCAAUUGAAUUUUGACUUUUUAAAGUUUCCUUCAUCAUACUUAUGGCUCAGCAAUUUCGACUUGGUAUCAUAAUUUUGACUUUGAAAAUCAAACCUUCAAUUUUAUCUCAUGAUUUCAACUUCUGUGAUUUUUAUUCUACCAUUCUAUAAUUGUAUUUUUUUUUUUAACCUCCCACAGCGGAAACAAGUUCCCAUCAGAAAGAGGCGACGCUCUUUUUGUUUUUAGUGUGGGGAUGAAAGUGUUGUGACUGAGUGAAAGGGUAAAUUUUUUUACUUCUCAAACAUUUCAGUGUCCUCAACAUUAGCAAUACCUUGUGCCUUUUUGUCUGUGUGCGUGCGUGCGUGUGUACACGUGCACUGCAAAGUACAUGUGCCUGUAUGAACCUCAUGUAGUGAGCGCUUGUGUGAGUGGGUUUUUUGAAUGCGAGUGCGGUUGUUGUUUCAGCGUACAAACAGUGGCAAAACACACUGAUCAUUGUGAAACUUCUCAAAGAAAUGUAUUUAUAGCAGAUAAAAAACCUAAUUUACAGUUGUAAACGUACCAUUCUUCUUGUCGAUAUAUUAUCCUAUAACCAACCUUUUGUCGGUUUAUACAUUAGGUACGGCGGCUGGAGCGUUGGGUGGUCAUAGCUUUGAGAAGCACUUACCACAGACAGGUUUUUAGUGCAGGAAUAGGCAGUAAAAUACAGCUUUUUAAAUCAGUUAACAUAAACUUUUUAACUGUUUCUAUGGUGACCACACACUCACACAGUUCAGUCUCGCAUGCACUUUCUCAUGCCUGAAGCGGAGGAUGGAACCACAGAAAACAAGUGGACUGAAUUUGGACGAACAGAGACACAGGGCGCGUAAUCCUCUUUCUUAUUGUGUGCCUUCACAACUUUGGCAUAUUGAGUCCUUUUCAGCUUCUCCUUUUGUUGUUGUUGUUGUUGUUGUUGUUGUUGUCCUGGUUCUGUUGGUGACUUGUUGAACUGGACUUGGACCUCACCUGGGGUCUCGACUAAAAACAGAUAUGUCGCUCUCUCUGCACUCACACCAUAAUGGUCUGUAUUCACUGCGUCAUUUCUCUUCUCGGAACUAAAUGCCUUGCAUUGUGGGAGCGACUGAGUGAAGGCGGUCUUUGGUGGUACCACCUCUAUGCUCGUGUCAUCGGUUCUUUUUUUUUUCUUGGUGUCACAUAAUACUGAACAUAUAUUUGUUUAUCAUUUUAAAGCUUUUUACGUUAGUGUGUCUGGAUUUUUAAUGCCAAAAUUUUGUUGUUGGGCACUGAAGUUUUAUAACACGGCUUUUGAAUGUGUUUAUUUUCUGAGUCUGUUGACUGUAGCCACAAUGAAAGCGUUGAACUCCUUUACAUGUAUUGUACCUUUUUUUUUUUUUCCUGUUCCAGCCAUACACAGCUGUUUUCAGCUGCUGGAUUUGUGCAGUUAUGUUGUUCCAAUGUGGUUUUAUACAGUUUUAAAGGUGGAUCUCCCCGUUGAGCAAAUGGCUGUAUGUUGUGUAUAUGAAGAGUUUUAUUCCAAAUUCAAUCUGAGACCUCCCUCUUUAAGUGACUGAAGAGGAAAUUAAAUGUCAUUAAGGUUUCUAUGAAAACAAGCAUUGCUGGCCUUGAUGGCCACCACACCAAGACUUUAGAAAGAAACUGACCAACAAGCUCAGUUCAAACUACAUGCACCUUCAAUCACGCCUGCUCCUAAUUUUCAUCAUCCACUCAAACAGCAGGGGGCAGGCAGGUCUAUGCAUAUUAUACAUAUGCAAAACAAACUUGCAUUUUGCAUUGAUCUGAUGUAUCAAGACUUAUAAGGUGAUAGUUAUUGUUUAAACUAGACUCAUUCAAUAAUAUACUAUUUAUUCAUUCAUUCACUCAUUGCAUUUUAUGCUGUCCAUUGCUAAGCUUUCUCAACGCUUAGGGAAAACAUCCCCCCCCAAAAAAUUAAGUAUUUGAAAAAACCUCUACUGAAAUAUUUCAUAACUUUGAAUCAAAAUAAAACUAAUAACAUUCCAUUCAUUUUAUAUGCCCACUUAUUCCAAUUAAGAGGAUAAAGGGCUCCAAUUAAGCUGGUGCCUGUUCCAACGGUAACUGGGUAAAAGGCAGGGUACAGGACAAGGUGCCAGUCUAUCACAGGGCCAAACAAUAAUUUAAAAUAAACAAAAUAGAUCAACAACCUUCACAGGCACAAAUAAUUCUAGAUCAGAAUAGAUUCAGAAGUCUCAAAUUUAAGCUAGGAGCUCAUUUUAAAAACAUGUUUACUGGGGGGGGGGUGAGAAUCUCAAAGGUUUCUACAUUUUAUUUUGUAUUACAUGUUUCUAUUAAUUUCCUAUUUACAAUAAGCAUAUUUUAGGAAUUAAAACAAAACAAAAAACCCAAAUCAUUUAAAAGAUUCCUUAAAAAAGAAAUUACCAGUAUUCAUUUAUUUCAGACAUGACUCACAUUUCCUGCUUUACAUGGACCUCAUUUGGUUUUCUGGCUAGAACUGGUGCACCAUUUUUGAUUGUAAUGAGCUUUUAGUCACGUUCAGUCUAAAGUUGACAGCUCAGAUUAACUUUCUUACUGUGAUGUUCCACAUGGCGGGGAGCUUAUAUCCAGAAAUCUGACCCAGAGUCCGGCAGGUUGUAGAAUUGGUGAGCCACAAGGAGAUGUUCUGGAACUAUUUCAGUUUUAAGGGUAUGGGGAAAAGAAACAAAGGGAAGGUUUCCCAUUUUUAUGUAAACUGAUUAAAGAGGGUGUCUUUAUUAAUUUGGAUCCUUUUUUAUAAACACAAAUGGUUAAAUGCAAAAAGAUGCAUAAAGCUAGAAUGUAUGUGUUGGUGGGGGGGUCCUGUUGUCCUGUUAGUUCAUGCCAAUAUUUUAAGUAAAUAAACUUGUGUUUCCAGAUCCACUU
This is a messenger RNA of Thalassophryne amazonica, 10212 nucleotides long. RefSeq names its product pleckstrin homology domain interacting protein (gene phip). Lineage: Eukaryota; Metazoa; Chordata; Actinopteri; Batrachoidiformes; Batrachoididae. The transcript is spliced from 40 exons. The coding region runs from base 131 to 5644 and encodes 1837 amino acids. The record is from RefSeq and is a predicted model, not a curated record. Gene Ontology annotation, molecular function: protein binding. Gene Ontology annotation, cellular component: nucleus. Gene Ontology annotation, biological process: cytoskeleton organization; regulation of transcription by RNA polymerase II; regulation of cell shape.